This is a messenger RNA of Chrysoperla carnea, 2016 nucleotides long. Its product is annotated as zinc finger protein OZF-like. The record is from RefSeq and is a predicted model, not a curated record. Gene Ontology annotation, molecular function: zinc ion binding; RNA polymerase II cis-regulatory region sequence-specific DNA binding; DNA-binding transcription factor activity. The transcript has 3 exons. Lineage: Eukaryota; Metazoa; Arthropoda; Insecta; Neuroptera; Chrysopidae. Gene Ontology annotation, cellular component: nucleus. Bases 48 to 1484 code for a protein of 478 amino acids. Gene Ontology annotation, biological process: regulation of transcription by RNA polymerase II.
UCCUGAAUAAUAUCUCAAUUUUAAGUUGAUACGUUAUAUGUUUAGAAAUGGAUACUCUGGAAGUGACUGAUUUUGAGAAUGUUUGUCGUAUUUGUAUGAAAUAUGAUAAAGAAUUUUUAAAAAUUAAUUCAUUUAAAAUAAUUGAUAUGGUAAUAGCGUGUGCUUCUGUACAGAUCUGGGAAAAUGAUGAUCUACCAAAUCAAAUAUGUAACGCUUGUUUUCUUCAAUUACAAAAUACCAUCAAUUUCAAACAAAUGUGUGAAAGUUCAGACAAAGCAUUUCGUCAAAUUAUUCAGCGCAAUAAAAUUAAUAGUAACCAAAUUAAUUUUAUUAACGUAAAAGAUGAAGAAUUCGAAGAUUAUGCUGAUGAUAAUUCUAUAAUAGAUAUCAAAGAAGAAGAUAUUCUUGAAAAUGCCAAAAACGAAAACACUUUGGAAAAUAUAAAAAUUAGAAUUGGUCAAAAUCAAAAUGAUUCUGGAAAAUUAGAAACAGACAACAUUAGAAAUAAAAAUAUGCCGGAAAUGAAUGAAAUGCAAAUAUCAAUUAAUGUCAAAGAAGAAAAUGAUACCUGCAAACACAUUAAAGAGGAGGAAAAUGUCACAGAAACUUUCAACUGUGAGAAGUGUAAUAAAGAAUUUAGAAAAGCGUGGAUACUGAGUCAACAUAUGUAUCGUAAACACAGAGCGAAACCGUUAAAAUGUAAUAAAUGUAAAAUAAAAUGCUAUCAUUCAUUACAUUUAAAAGAACAUCAGGAGUUAGCGCACAAUACAUCGAAUCUUACUUGUAAAAAAUGCAACCAAAUAUGUUCAAAUAUUUAUAAAUUAAAAUACCAUAAAUGCAAACAAAUUUCAUCUAAAUUGUUACAAUGUUCACGAUGCGACAAAUCAUUUAACGAUAAACAAGAGCUAAAAUGUCACAAUAAAGAAGAACAUGUAACAUUAGAAAAAUAUGUAACAUGUCAUAUUUGUGGUAAAUCAGUAACGAAAAAAAAUAUAAAAGUACAUUUGGUAAUCCACGAAGAACGUAAUACAAUCAAGUGUGAUGUUUGUUCAAAAACAUUCUUGCAUCAGAAAAAUUUAGAACGACAUGUUAAAGUGCUACAUGAAAAGCAAAUACGUGCACGUAAUUAUUUAUGUAAUAUUUGCGGACAUGCAUCACUUUCAGCGCCUUUUUUACGUAAACAUUUAAGAACUCAUUCAACUGAACGACCGUAUGCGUGUGAACAUUGUGAUAAAACGUAUCGUUCUGAACUUAAUUUAAAAGAGCAUGUUUCAAAAGUGCAUUUAAAUCAACGAAGAUUUCAGUGUACAUUUUGUUCACAAGCCUUUUUCGAAAAGAGACAUUUAGUGCAUCAUGAACGUCGUCAUACGGGUGAAAAACCACAUAAAUGUGAAGUAUGUGGUAAAAGGUUUAUACAAAAAAUUGCAUUAAAAAUUCACAUGAAAACGCAUACGAACUCAAGUGAGAAUUUAAUGCAAAGCUGAUUUUAGAUUUCUUUCUAAUAUUUAUUAUUAAGUUCUUCUUCGGUGUAGUACGUUAACUGUGUGAUUGAAAUACCCAAGUGCUCUACAGGUUGGUAGUGCCUCUAGUAGGGUCGAGUUAACACGAGUAUGUGUGUUUUCUGGUUAACGUAAACCUUGUAAUAUUUAGGUGUUCUACGUUUUAACUGUUGAAGUCUUGCGUGAUUGUUGGAAGGAUAGAUUAUCCAAAAACAAAACUAAUGUAGGAUAUAUUCCUAGGACUAAAUGGUCAGAAGAUUAAUUUACGAGGACGAAAUGAUUAGAGUUUGAAAUUUCGAGGACAAAAUAACUGAUCGGGAUGAAAUUUACAAGAAUGAAUCAACAUGUAAUCAAGAAUGAAUCAACAUCCAAAAAAUCAGUUUGUUACAACGUCUCUCGCCUGUAAAUCAUUCAGUUACAAAGAGUAUUUAAAUUAAAUCCCCGCCAAGAGGCAUAUUAUAUUCAAUAGUAAUAUAUAUUUCUCCACCUCCAAUUUACAUUACAUAUGGAGUAACAA